This is a messenger RNA of Anopheles nili, 2006 nucleotides long. Its product is annotated as sodium-independent sulfate anion transporter-like. The coding region runs from base 74 to 1936 and encodes 620 amino acids. Gene Ontology annotation, cellular component: membrane. Gene Ontology annotation, molecular function: sulfate transmembrane transporter activity. Gene Ontology annotation, biological process: transmembrane transport. Lineage: Eukaryota; Metazoa; Arthropoda; Insecta; Diptera; Culicidae. The record is from RefSeq and is a predicted model, not a curated record. The transcript is spliced from 4 exons.
UGUACUUUAUAGCCGGCGGCAUCUGUGAUUACGGAAGGGAAUUCAACGAAUUUCGUCAAACGCUACCCAUUACAUGGUGGGUUGUAAUAAAGAAGAGAAGUCUAAUUUCAGAUUUGUAAGCCGACGUUCAGCAGGCACGAUGACCUCAGAAAUGGAAGAGAGUCUUGACCAUCGAGAAGAUUUUCCGGAUUUCAAAAAUCUAGUGCGACGGAAGUUAACCAGUCUGUGGACAAAAGAGACGGCUUAUCGCAGAAUACCGGUUUUGCAGUGGGCUCCAAAGUAUAACUUUAACAGCUUAAUAUCUGACUGCAUUGCUGGCAUCACCGUUGGACUUACGUCUAUCCCACAAAGCAUAGCCUACGCCACUGUGGCAAAUUUAGAACCUCAAUAUGGGUUGUAUUCAAACUUUAUUGGAUCGUUUGUGUACGCUAUGCUCGGUUCAGUAAAAGAAAUAACUGUAGCCCCGACGGCUGUUAUGGCGUUGAUGGUUCAGCAACCAGUGCAAGAUCUUGGACCAGCUGGAGCUGUAUUAUCGUCUUUCUUAUCCGGAUGUAUUAUGCUGCUGCUGGGCUGCUUCAACUUUGGAUUUGUAGUGCAGUUUAUAUCUAUGCCCGUGAUCACUGGAUUUAUAACAGCAGCAGCUUUUACCAUUAUCAGCAGUCAAUUGAAGUCACUCAUGGGCAUAUCGUCUUCAGGAAAGUCGUCUGAAUUUGUGGACACAUGGAUCAAUUUGUACAAAAAUAUUGGAGAAACGCGAUUAUGGGAUUCUAUUUUGGGUUUCAGUUCCCUUAUCGUACUUAUUCUUUUAACUUUGAUCAAAGGUCGCGGUAGAGGUCGAUGGAAGACAUUCACCAAAUAUCUGUGUUUACUCCGCAAUGCUAUGAUUGUGCUUAGCGGUGGCUUGAUUGCUUAUGUAUGUAGCACACACGAUAUGUACCCAUUUAAACUGACCGGAAAAGUGGCCUCAGGAUUGCCCUCUCUUGAGCUGCCACCGUUUGAAACUGUGCACGACGGAAAGCAUUACGACUUCGUUGAUAUGAUUCGAACGCUUAGCUCAUCUAUCAUUUCUAUCCCACUCAUAUCAAUACUGGAAAUUGUAUCCAUUGGAAAAGCUUUUUCACGAGGAAAAUUAGUAGACGCUACGCAGGAAAUGCUCUCAUUGGGGUGCUGCAACGUCGCUGGAUCGUUUGUUUGCUCCAUUCCAACUACUGCUUCAUUUGCAAGAUCUGCUAUUAACAGCAGCAGUGGAGUGGCUACGCCGUUUGGAGGAGUUUUCACCGGUAUUCUGGUCUUGCUGGCACUCGGAUUGCUGACGGAUUAUUUUUUCUUUAUUCCCAAAACUACAUUGGCUGCAGUUAUUAUUGCUGCAAUGAUGUUUAUCAUUGAGUACAGAGCUGUCGCAGAAAUGUGGCGAACCAAACGCAUAGACAUUGUACCAUUUCUUGUAACAGUGGUGGCAUGUCUAUUUUUGGGGCUAGAGAUUGGAAUAGUUGUCGGAAUAGCAGUAAACCUGUGCUUUCCACUCUAUUUAGCAUCGCGACCCCGGAUUACUCAUCGACUUAUGAACGUUAACGACAAAACGGUUUUGAUCGUGCGUCCCGAUAGUGAUUUAGCAUUCUCAUCUGCGGAAUAUUUCCGUGAAAAAAUUCUCAAAUUAGUAACUCGCACCAUACCGGACGUAGUACUAAUCGACGGAGAAUGGGUUAAAUUCAUAGACAGUACGGUAGUGCGGAACCUAUCGAGUACUAUUAGCGAUCUAAGGCAACAGGAGCGCCAUGUGCUACUUUGGCGUUGGGAUAAACAUAUUCGAAGUGCAUUGUAUCGUUUUAAGAAACACAAAUUUAUGCCACUUUUUAGGAAUGAACCGAAUGCCGAAGAAGUGAUGGCAAACUGGAAGCCAGAUUUCGUAAAUGAGUCGUUUGUAAGCAACGUGUAAUUUUAAGUUAGUUAUUCGCCAUAAUCUUUUCUUAGGUGUCAUAUUGAAAAUAAAAAAUGAUGUGAUAAAA